Molecule: messenger RNA, 1788 nt
Organism: Branchiostoma floridae (Florida lancelet)
Lineage: Eukaryota; Metazoa; Chordata; Leptocardii; Amphioxiformes; Branchiostomatidae
Exons: 2
Coding region: 42-584 (180 amino acids)
Source: RefSeq, a predicted model, not a curated record
AUGCCGCGUACAAACUCGUAGAGCUCCUGCUGGAACACGGGAUGGACCCAGACGCGACGGACGCGGAGUUCUUCACGCUCCUGUACUACUCCACGCUCGGACUCGACGACUACUUCCCAUUGGUCAGGCUCCUGCUGAACUACGGCGCCGACCCGCUCAUCAACACCUCGCUGAGAGCAACGAAGUACGAGUGGAUCGUGGUGGCCUUGCUGGACUGCACGUCAGACCAGGUGACAGACAAUGCAGACAUGAGGGACUUCGGUCCAGCAAGGAGGAUGCUGCAGCUGCUCAUCGAUGGUGUGGACCGCUUCAGGUGGAGUGAGGAGAUGGAGAAGAAGCUGGAGGGAAUGAAGGAGGAGUUCUUCAGCGAGAACUCAGAGGAGGAUGGAGAGAUGACCGAGAGCAAGGAUGCCCUGGUGAAGCUCUGCGAUUGGCUGAGGUCGGUCGGGCAGAACCCGCGGGAGCUGAAGCAUCUUGCGAGAUGCCAGGUGAGGAAGUCCUUGGGAAGGAAGGGCAUCUUCAAGGGCGUACGGGGCCUUAACCUACAGGAAGACAUCAGCAGUUACUUACUGAUCAAGUCUUGAGCUUAAAUCUUCUGAGAAGAUGUGUAUUUUAAAUGCUGGGAAAGUGUUAUGGUCCAAGACAUUCCACACCACUACUGGGUGAUUAUAACCUGUAUAUGUGGCAGAUUUUAAAUGCUGGGAAAGUGUUAUGGUCCAAGGUAGAGUUUUCAUACCACUAUUAGGGUAUAUAGGGUACAAUAUAACCUGUACAUGUGGUAGAAAUGAGGAAAAGAUGUUGAAAAUUGAGCUCAGGCUUCUGAAGAUGUUUAUUUUAAAUGCUGGGAAAGUGUUAUGGUCCAAAUGUUUUCACAGUACCAUAGGUGAAUAUAACCUAUAUACUAUUAGGUGGUAGAAAUGAGGUAAAGAUGUUUAUUUUCCAAGCUGGGAAUGUAUUGAGGGCCAAGAGUUUCCAGGUUUGAUGCCACAUCAGUGUGACUGUAACAUGUAUAUUUGGUAGACAUGAGGAAAAGAUGUUCAGAAUUUGGCACAAAGUUCUUCAAUCAAAUGUUUAUUUUCCAAGCUGGGAAUGUUUUCUGGUCCAAGAAUUUUUACCACAGUUGCUACAGGAUACAACCUGAGUGUAUAAGAUGUAUAGCCAAUCCUGGAAGAGUUAGAAUCCAUGCCAAGAAUAUGCUAUGUCAUUAACCAAAAACCUUCUCACAGCAAAUAACUAACAGUUAAUAAACUGCUACUACCUACAAGGGUUAACAGGGAAUACUGGGUACUUUGUUAUAUCACAACACUUCACCAAAUAACAGCACAUAACCAAGAGACAUAGUUUAAACAGGUACAUGUUGCCUUUGUAUGUUUAACCAUUACGAAUUUGUUUAUCAGAAAACCAAAGAUAAAGGCAUGUAGUAAUUACACGCAGGGUUUUCCCUAUAAGAACUUGUCAUUCCAGAGUCUUAUUUCUAUUGAUGUCAAGAUUUAGGGCCUUUCUAUCAUGUUGGGUCUCAAAUGUGAAAGAAAUUGAGUCAGGUCCAACCAUGCUAGGAGGGGAUCAAAUGCUUGCUAUGAGUACGAGGACAAAAAUAAUAAGAAUAAAAAUGCUAGUCAAUUACCAUUAGCAGUGCUAACAAAUGCUACACAAAAUACUCAAAAAGGGUAAUUAAUGUUGUAAAAACAGGUAAAACUCUGAAAAUAAGCUGAAGCCUAAAUACUGUAAAUGCAUUUAAGUUCCUUGGGAUUUAAUUUCGCGGUAGCGGGAAAAGGGACUUUUCGCGUU